GUCUCCGACCUUACUGUGUACGUGACUGCGGAAAUACCGCCUUGCACGCAUCCUCUCACCAAAAGGACGGCGAAGGUUACCGGUGCUGUGGUGACAGAGCUUUGCGAAGGGUGACCAAGAUCUGACAGUAAACGGAGAAAGGUCCAUCAUGGCAGUCGUAUACAAUCAAUUACAAUCAGCGUUUUCCAAAAUGUUGAACAGGGAGCGAUACAGCCGCUUCACUCUACAGCCAGACGGAGGGGGCCAUGUUGAGGUGAAACUGUCUGAUGAUGUCACAGAUGACCAAGCUGGCGCAGAGCAGACCGGCCAACCAGGAGACUCUCCAUCCUACAGGCCUCGCCCCCGGCAAGAAUACAGAAGAAUAUGCUACCUGGCCCUGGGAGCCCUCUUCAUCUUCGUCAUCGGUUGUCUGAUUGGAUAUGCGAGCACCCACUCUGAGCAGGAGCCAAUCCAUUGCAGUAUGAAUCAGGAAGCUCAGAUAGAUGGAGUACAAUCCCCUCCAGUACAAUCUCUUCCAGUACAACCCACACCAGUACAACCCACUCCAGUACCACCCCCUCCAGAACAACCCUCUCUAUCCUGGAAGAGCAUCACCAAUCUGUUGACUACCAGACUGACCCCUGACAAAGUCGACCAAGGCCUGAGAAGCUGCUUGCAAUUCCAGUACGAUCAAACGGCGGGGAGCGAUGGAGACGUCAUUCUGGCAAAUAAUGUUUUUAACAACUUCAAGAUUUGGGAGAUGAAUCCCUGGACGGACGUGCACUAUGUCCAACUACAGAAACCUGACAGUGAGAAGCCAAACCGAGUUCUGAUGGACCAAGUGGUCGUGGGCCAGCCCAAGGCUUAUCUGGCCUAUAGCGCCACAGGAAAAGUUCAGGGCACGGCGGUAUAUGGUAACUAUGGCCGAAAGGAGGACUUGGAGAUUCUGACAAAUCUGAAUAUCGAGCUGAACGGCACCGUCAUUUUACUGAGAGCUAGUGGACAGAUCAGCCUGGCACAGCAGGUGGCUAACGUAGCUGAAAUGGGUGUGUCUGCAGUUCUGAUUUACCCGGACCCAGAUGACUACAAGUUUGACAGAAACACUGAGCUUUACGGACACGUCCACCUGGGUUCAGGAGAUCCCUACACCCCUGGUUUCCCGUCCUUCAACCACACCCAGUUCCCCCCCACUGAGUCCUCCGGCCUGCCUACUGUUCUGGCCCAAAGCAUCACCGCGGCAACUGCCGCCCAGAUAAUGAAGGCUAUAGGUGGAGCCAACGUCCCCUCCAGCUUUAGAGGUGGCCUGGACGACGUGACCUACAGAAUAGGGGGUGCCGGUGUCAAUGUCACCGUGGAGGUCAACAACGUUCUGCAGAACACCGAGAUCCACAACGUCUUUGGGGUCAUCAAGGGCUUUGUUGAGCCAGAUCAUUACGUGGUACUGGGGGCGCAGAGGGACUCGUGGGGUCCAGGCUUCGCUAAGGCCAUGGUCGGGACCACGCUGCUGAUGGAGCUGGCUAGAUCAGUGUAUGAGAUGGUGGAGAAAGAUGGGUUCCGUCCCAGGCGGAGUAUGGUGUUUGCCAGCUGGAGUGCGGGCGAGUUUGGCAGCGUUGGUGCUACUGAGUGGCUGGAGGGUUACAUGUCUUCUCUGGACAGAAGAGCUUUCACCUACAUCAGCCUGGACGGUGUGGUCACUGGCCACGGUGCUUUUAAAGCUUCUGCCAGUCCUCUGCUCGUCAGCCUUCUGGCGACUACCAUGCAGGAGGUGAAGAACCCCAUAGGGUCCGACAUGUCAAAGAGUCUCUAUGAUAAAGUGUCUGGAGCCAACUUUGAGGCGUCUGUGCUGGAGCCCAUGCAGAUGGAGGACGCGGCGUACCCGUUCCUAGCCUUCUCCGGCAUCCCGUCUAUCUCCUUGCGCUUCGUCUCUCGAGAUUCGGAGGUCUACCCCUACUACGGCACCGCUCUUGACAACAUAGAUCACCUGGGGGUCACAACCAAUCAACGGCUUGAUUCCCUGGCCACGGCGGCGGGGCUGGUGGCGGGUCAGAUGGCGUUACGAUUGGUCCAUGACCACGUCCUGAACCUUGAUGUGCGGAGAUACAUCACACCUAUCAGCCAAGCUGUGGUUAAAAUCAACAAACGCCUCAAACAAGUCACUGAGGGACGCUCGGCUGAGGGUCUUUCAGCUAAUUGGCUCAUCAUGGCCCGUGGGUCGUACAUCCGAGCAACUUCAGACCUCAACGAGGACAUACAGAACACAGACCUUACUGACUCACUCGCCUGCCACAAGAUCAACGAGCGCAUCAUGAGGGUGGAACACAACCUCCUCUCUCCAUUUGUUUCCCCCAAGGAUGUGCCUUUCCGCCACGUGCUGUUUGGCCACGGUUCACACACUCUGGAUGCCAUGUUGGAGGGAACGGACAAGGAUGUGCUGCGGACCCAGCUGGCGUUGACCACCUGGACCCUGCAGGGCUGUGCCAAUGCCCUAGCUGGAGACAUCUGGGAAUUGGACAACCAGAUCUAAGUGUGCAUGCGUGUGUGUGUGUGUGUGUGUGCUUGCGCAAAACCUUUGCUGUAACCAUAGAGAUAACAUUUAACUCUAUAAUUUAUACGUUAUUUAUUUAUCAGUGGCAGAGUCCACUAUAAAUGUCCUCAUUUAGAGUUCAUGUUUGUUUUUGGGAAGUUUUGGGAAGCAGUGCCUUCCAGACUCCAGAUGUCACUUUAAUGUUGUUUGUUUUGACUAGGAGUGUAUUUAUUUAUUUAUCAGUGCCAGUGCUCACUAUAAACAUUUAAAGUAUUGUUCGUUUUUGACGAGUCAUUGGGAGCAGUGUCUUCCAGGCUCAGGAAGGGUUUUUGUCGUUUCUAAUGUUUUGGAUAGACAUACAAUUGAAUUUUAUGAAGUUAUCAGGAGCAGUGCCUUCUAGACUUUUUGACCGGCAUACGCCGUUUGAGAUGUUUUUACAUUAUCUUAUGAUUUAAUAAGGUUAUCGGAAGCAGUGUCUUCCAGACUUAUGACAGUUAUACUGUCUCCUAUGGCAGCAUCUGCUGAAGCAACGGAGUCACGUGUGCAGACAGUCUGACCAUCCAGUCCAGUGACAUUUGGCUUAAAACGUUUCCUUUCUCCUGGCAUUGCAGUGGGAACACAUGAUAAGGAAACAGAAAGGGGGGCAAAAUCGGGUCGUUUUGACGUAGAUGAAAUGUUCUAAAUAGUCCAGCUAGAGACGGUCUGACUAGCUGGGUACAUGACUCCGUUAACAGAAAUACACAACCUGCUGCUACCAGUUAUUACUAUGGAAACAGAAUCGUGGGUACCUAGCAACUGCGGUUAGCAUGACUCACAUAUUGAUUGACUGAAACGCGUAUAUACUGUUGUGAAUGACGUCCUCUUUUAUAUACAGCCUUGCACUCUGGUCAAAAUUUGUGCGCUGUAUGGAAGAUAGGUUUUCAUUUCAGAGGCAGCAUGGAUAAAUGAAUCAACUGCUCGUAUAUUGACCAUCUGAACUUGUAAAUGGAGCUUUAGGUCCUCGAUACUGAGCGUUGUAUCCAAAUGCUAUUUACAUUUUCUGUUGACCGGUCGUAUUGUGCUGCAGUUUAUAUUUCUGAUCUGAUCCAUUAUCGGGAGCAGUGUCUUCCAUAAUGAUAAGCGUUGAUGGUAGUUUUUGCCUACCAGUGUGUGUGUGUGUGUGUGUGUUUAUAUGUGUGUAUCGGGGGCAGUGACUGACAUUUCACUGAAGGGUGGAUUAACUUGUCGGGAACAGUGUUUCCCAGGGUUUUAUAUCAGUGUGUUUAUAGUUACAUGUCUCUUUUGUGUUCACACUGUUAAGGAUGUCUGACCUCCCUGAUUUACUGCUCUGUUAGAAAACCCUCGGGACUAGUUGUAAUGCAAAUGCGCGGUCCUGCUUCAUGUUACUGUAUUUCUUCUAGAUACUGCGUCGGCACCAGACACUAUUUGACAGUAGGAAUUUCAGAAUACGCUAUUUAAAAGUAUUGUUUGCACACAUUUUUUUGCUAGCCUGACAAACUACCACUCUAAAAUGUACUUAUUGUGACCGAAUGCAUAGCGGGCAUGUACGCUCCUGGUCAACAUCGUGAACGCUGUUACUCUUGGUGAAAUUGAUUGAAAUUUGCAACCAUAUUGCUAAUGUCUUACUUCUUACUGUCACAAGAAAACCAGGGGCCGACCCUGCCUAUAUACUGUAUGCAGUCCCUAACAAAAACAUUCCUUUCAGGUCAAUAGUUCUGUAUUUCCCAAUGCAUGUUCAGAAUCAAACGUCUGCUGUAGCCCUCCGCUAACUGAUCGCUGUUCUAUUUGUAGAUCACUCAGUCAGUAAACUUUUCUAACAUUUCUGACCUGUGAGUUAGUCUGAACUCGUACAUGGUCAUCGUGGCCUCCUACCACUCGCCUCGUAUCACAAUGCUGUACAGGAGUGUGUGGAUGUUUUGAUGUUUCUGCACUCUUGAGUAGCUCUGUCAUUCUGUCGUUUCAUUAAACCAAUUGGCUUAGCUCA
This is a messenger RNA of Esox lucius (northern pike), 4487 nucleotides long. RefSeq names its product transferrin receptor 1b (gene tfr1b). Gene Ontology annotation, cellular component: external side of plasma membrane. The coding region runs from base 149 to 2503 and encodes 784 amino acids. The transcript has 18 exons. NCBI's taxonomy places the organism in Eukaryota, Metazoa, Chordata, Actinopteri, Esociformes, Esocidae. The record is from RefSeq and is a predicted model, not a curated record. Gene Ontology annotation, biological process: intracellular iron ion homeostasis; iron ion transport.